UUCAAAUGUUUAUCAAACACAUGCAUGUACAUGUAGACAGAAGCUGGAAGCAUGAAGAAGUUUUUUGAAAAAUGUUACAAAAUAACGAAAGUAUAUGGACUGACAGUUGCGGGUGCUGUUGCAGUUGUUGGAAUUAUUAUUUAUGACAGGGCUAGGCAACAACCAGUGUAUUCUUCUUGGACGACAAAUUAUGAUCCAAGUGUGAAAUGGGAUUACAAUUGGGACAGAAGACAACCUGAUAACCUUGUGAAACCAUUAAAAGAAUCCGCUACAGAUGAGGAGAAGCUGAAACAUUUGGAAAAGGAAGAACAAAAUGUUUCCAAGGCAACUCGUCACAUCAUUAUGAUACGCCAUGGCCAGUACUUUGACACUGAAAAAUUGGACAAAGAUAGAAAACUUACAGAACUGGGUCGUGAACAAGCUAACAUGGUAGGGAAGCGUUUGGCAGAGCUGAAUUACCCAUAUACUCAGCUUAUAUGUUCCACAAUGACGCGUGCCCGGGAGACUGCGGACAUCAUUCACAAACACCUGCCAGAUCUGGAGAGGAAGGAGACAGAUUUGCUGCGGGAGGGUGCCCCCAUACCCCCUGAACCCCCCUCUGGAAACUGGAAACCAGAGGCCGAACAGUUCUACAGUGAUGGGGCCAGGAUUGAAGCAGCAUUCCGAAAGUUUUUCUAUCGAGCUGGGGCGGACCAAGUAAAUGACAGCUAUGAAAUAAUGGUCUGCCACGCCAAUGUGAUCAGAUACUUUGUUUGCAGGGCUUUACAGUUUCCACCAGAAGCCUGGCUACGAAUAAGUCUAAACCAUGCAAGCAUCACUUGGGUGUACAUCCGUCCAAACGGACGAGUUGGAAUCCGCACUCUGGGAGAAGCUGGGUUUAUGCCUGCUAAAAAAGUAUCAGUACUGUAAUAAUAAGAAUCAAAUGAACAGAGCCCUUGGAAAACUGGGCCUAAUGCAUGUGGAUAAAUUGUUGUCCCAUAUUAGCCUGUGCAGUACUUAUCAAAAACGUCUUUUUCUACCUAGAUUGGAUUAUAGUUUAAGAGACUUUCCAUAAUAGGAUUUUUUUCCCCAUGAAAUCAGAAAAUGUCUUCUGGGAUGGCACUUGAUGUAUAUGUAUAAAGCCCAGUUUUAUGAGAAUGCAGCAUCAUUAGUCUAGUGUUCAUUGCUCACCUUUGUAUUUGAGUCUUGUUUAGAUUUUGUAACAUGUAUUGUCAAUCUCAUUAUAAAAAAUGAUAGAAAAAAUUUCACUUUUUAUUUCAUUGCUCAUUUCACGCAACAGACCAUAUCAUGAUUUCAUGUUGAAGAAAGUUUGUGAAAUGGUUGUUUUAUGUUUCCUGAAGGAUAAUCAGUACCGAUGUUUAAACUGUCUGUAAUACUAGUAUUUGAUUACCAAUAAUUGUUCAUUGCACAGUCCAUUUGUCCAUAUGAUGCUGAACCCUAACAACAUGUUUGGUAAUCAAUAACAUCCAUACUGCUUGCUGUAAAAAAUUAAAGAUGUUAUCUACGAACGAUCUCAAAACAUCCAUAUCUCAUCAAUUCAUUUUGACCUUGACCUAAUUUUAAAUAAGAAUAAUUCGGAAGGCCCAAUAAUCCUCUUUGAUUCAUAAGUGGUGCAUUCACAUCAACAAACAUCUCUCAUGUGUCAGAUUACAAAUGUUACCAUUUAAAAUUCACUAACAUGCUUGAAUAGUUUGAAUUACUGUUGUUUAUGAAAAUAUGUAUCUGUACUAGAUUGAGUGAAAAGAACAAAAGAAUAUACUGCCACAGUGUCAUUUUACUUGUGAAAAACCCAACAAAUAUAGGUAACAGUUAAAUCAUGUAGUUUAUGCUCCAAAAAAGUUUGCAAGUAUCAGGUGUAUGUUUAUAAAUUUUACAUAAUAUGGACUUAUUGUUGCUGAAAUGUUAUUUGUGUAAUAAAUGCUGUUGUCACCAGA
Messenger RNA from Dreissena polymorpha, 1934 nucleotides. RefSeq names its product serine/threonine-protein phosphatase PGAM5, mitochondrial-like. NCBI's taxonomy places the organism in Eukaryota, Metazoa, Mollusca, Bivalvia, Myida, Dreissenidae. Gene Ontology annotation, biological process: positive regulation of mitochondrial fission. Gene Ontology annotation, cellular component: mitochondrion. The record is from RefSeq and is a predicted model, not a curated record. The transcript is spliced from 5 exons. Bases 52 to 909 code for a protein of 285 amino acids.